UCAUUGUUGUUUUCAUUUUUGGUGUUGUUUUGUAUUGAUCGUUUGUCUAUUUAGAAAAAAAAUAAUCCAUCGCAAAACAAUAAUGAUGAAUAUUCAAACAAUUUCAACAAUCUUAUUGAUUACAAUAAUUGCAACUAUAAUAACUAAUGUUAUGUGUCAAGGUGGUCGUCUUGGUGCAAUUAAAGAAUUGACUGAAAUAUCGAAAAAACAAAAAGAUCCUAUACAAAAAUAUGGACCUUAUGUUCAACCAUUAAAACAAUUAUUAGGUGCCGGUAAAGGUAGAGGUGGUGGUCUUAGUUCAGGUAGUUCAUCAUCAUCAUCAUCAAAUUAUAAUCGUGGUUCAUCAUAUAAUAAUAAUGAUAAUGAUCGUGAUUCAUAUGGUUCAUCAUCAUCAUCAUCACGUGAUCGUAAUUCAUAUGAUCGUGAUUCAUAUGGUUCAUCAUCAUCUUCAUAUAAUUCUGGUUCAUCACGUAAUCGUAAUUCCUAUGAUAGAGAUUCCUAUGGAUCAUCAUCGCGUAAUCGUAAUUCCUAUGGAUCUGGUUCGGGCUCAGGUUCAAGAGGAUAUAAUAAUUACAAUGAUCGUUAUUCAUCAUCAUCACGUGGCGGUCGCAAUUCUUAUAAUGAUUUUUAAAUAUUUUUGUAAAAGUUUUAAAUAAAAUCAUCAAUUGAUUUGAUUUGAUUGAAAUUUCCGGCUAAAAAAAUUU
This is a messenger RNA of Dermatophagoides pteronyssinus (European house dust mite), 704 nucleotides long. RefSeq lists its product as uncharacterized. The record is from RefSeq and is a predicted model, not a curated record. NCBI's taxonomy places the organism in Eukaryota, Metazoa, Arthropoda, Arachnida, Sarcoptiformes, Pyroglyphidae.